AUGUUAGAAGUUGUGGGGAAUUUGGUGUUGUUGUUGUUGACCUUGUGGGUUUCUGUGUCUGCAGGCAUGCCUCUGAGUUUGGACUGCAAGGCGUUCUUCGGUUACAGUGGAGAUUCCCGGCCCAUCAUCUACUGGACCAAGGGGGAGAAGUUUGUGGAGGAGCUGGCUGGACACAUCAAGGAGAGCCAAGUCAGGGUGUUGAAGGAGUACCUGGGGGAGAAGGAGGUGGAGCUGUCCCUAACGUUCGACGCGGUGGAGGAGGCGGACCUGGGGAACUACACGUGCCAUGUGGAGAACCACAUCGGGAAGCGUAGCGGCAGCGCCAUUCUUCAGAAGAGGGAUAUGUACCGCCUGGAGCUGGCGGGGGGUCUGGGGGCUAUCCUGCUGCUGUUAGGGGUCUUCACAGCCAUCUACAAGUGCUACAGCGUUGAGAUCAUGCUCUGCUACAGAAGACACUUCGGCAGCGACGAGACGGAGGAUGAUAACAAGGAGUACGAUGCGUACCUGUCCUACACCAGGGUGGACCUGGACUCUCUGGGACGUCCCUCCAGUGAGGAGGAGCAGUUUGCCCUGGAGGUCCUGCCUGACGUCCUGGAGAAGCACUACGGAUACAAGCUCUUCAUCCCAGACCGAGACCUCAUCCCCAGCAACAUCUACAUAGAGGACCUGGCUCGCAGCGUGGAGCAGAGUCGCCGCCUCAUCCUCGUCCUCACCCCCGAGUUUGUGGCCAAGAGGGGCUGGAGCAUCUUCCAGCUGGAGACGCGCCUCCACAGCAUGCUGGUGACCGGGGAGAUCAAGGUGAUCAUGAUCGAGUGCGCCGACCUGCGCAGCGUCAUCAACUACCAGGAGGUGGAGGCCCUCAAGCACACCAUCAAGGUGCUGUCCAUCAUCAAGUGGCGCGGGCCGCGCAGCAGCGAGCUGCAGUCCACCUUCUGGAAGCAGGUCCUGUGCGAGAUGCCGGUGAGGAGGAAGGAGGUGCUGUCUCGCCGGCAGGUUCUGGACUCCGGGGAGCAGGGCCUGUUCGGGGACCUGCAGACCGUGUCCACCAUCGCCAUGACGGCCACCUCGGCCUCCCUGGCGCCCGCCCACCACGCCGAGAUCCCCGACUUCAACCAGACGUCGGCCGCCCACCCCCAGAUGAGACACUUCUGCCGCAGCUACGAGUUUGAGAUGCCGCCGCCGUCCUCGCCGCUGCGCGUGGCCACGCUGGGCGGACGCCACGUCUACUGCAACAUCCCCAUGGCGCUGCUCAACGGACAGGUGGGCCAGAGCAGCUCGCUGGGCCGGAAGCAGGAGAUCCACCUCAACAGCACCUUUGUACCUCUCACCAGCCGCGAACUCAGCAGCGAUAUCUGGUAG
Molecule: messenger RNA, 1359 nt
Organism: Hypomesus transpacificus
Lineage: Eukaryota; Metazoa; Chordata; Actinopteri; Osmeriformes; Osmeridae
Gene: il1rapl2
Product: interleukin 1 receptor accessory protein-like 2
Exons: 5
Coding region: 1-1359 (452 amino acids)
Biological process (GO): signal transduction
Source: RefSeq, a predicted model, not a curated record